Aspergillus viridinutans is the source of this 216-nucleotide messenger RNA. RefSeq lists its product as uncharacterized. The coding region runs from base 1 to 216 and encodes 71 amino acids. NCBI's taxonomy places the organism in Eukaryota, Fungi, Ascomycota, Eurotiomycetes, Eurotiales, Aspergillaceae. The record is from RefSeq and is a predicted model, not a curated record. The transcript has a single exon.
AUGCCUUUCAGAACCUCCAUGUCCUCCAAGUCCUCCAGCGACGCCGCCUCUACACGCUCCGUCUCCUCCAAAGCAUCAACCCUAAAGGGCGUCCAGAACAUGCACAAGAAGUGGCUCGCGCCGAAGCACAAGGACUACACCAACGCCAGCCCUUCCCCAUGCUCCGCUACUGCUGAGCACAACGCCGCCGUCGCCAGCUAUCUAGCUCUGCGGUGA